Odocoileus virginianus texanus is the source of this 790-nucleotide messenger RNA. It is a transcript of the gene KRTCAP3, whose product is annotated as keratinocyte associated protein 3. Lineage: Eukaryota; Metazoa; Chordata; Mammalia; Artiodactyla; Cervidae. The record is from RefSeq and is a predicted model, not a curated record.
CCCGGGGCCCCCGGCGGCUCAUGCGGGUGGGCCUGGCGCUGAUCCUGGUGGGCCACGUGAACCUGCUGCUGGGGGCCGUGCUGCACGGCACCGUCCUGCGGCACGUGGCCAACCCCCGCGGCGCCGUCACCCCGGAGUACACCACCGCCAAUGUCAUCUCCGUGGGCUCAGGGCUGCUGAGCGUUUCUUUGGGACUUGUGGCCCUUUUGGCGUCCAGGAAUCUCUUUCGCCCACGAUUGCACUGGGCCCUGCUGGCCUUAGCGUUGGUGAACCUUCUGUUGUCUGCUGCCUGCUCCCUGGGCCUCCUCCUCGCUGUGUCCCUCACUGUGGCCAAUGGCGGCCGCCGUCUUAUUGCCGACUGCCACCCAGGACUGCUGGAUCCUUUGGUACCGCUGGACCAGGGGUCUGGACAUGCUGACUGCCCCUUUGACCCCACAAAAAUCUAUGACACAGCCUUGGCUCUCUGGAUCCCUUCUGUGUUCAUGUCUGCAGCCGAGGCUGCUCUCUCUGCUUACUGCUGUGUGGCUGCGCUCACCCUGCGUGGGGUAGGGCCCUGUAGGAAGGAUGGGCUGCAGGAGCAGCUGGAGGAGCUGACAGAGCUUGAAUUUCCUAAACGUAAAUGGCAGGAAAAUGUGCAGCUACUGGACCAAACGCAAGAAAUCCGGACCUCACAGAAAAGUUGGGUUUAGGGCCAGCAGGUGCAGGUCCGAAGGCUCUGUCCACAAGGGUUUUCCACUGACCCCUAGGAUGUUUAUAUAGUAACAACUGUAAUAAAAGGAUGUCUCUUCAA